Molecule: messenger RNA, 1914 nt
Organism: Saxophila tyrrhenica
Lineage: Eukaryota; Fungi; Ascomycota; Dothideomycetes; Mycosphaerellales; Extremaceae
Exons: 1
Coding region: 1-1914 (637 amino acids)
Biological process (GO): metal ion transport; transmembrane transport
Cellular component (GO): plasma membrane
Molecular function (GO): magnesium ion transmembrane transporter activity; cobalt ion binding; magnesium ion binding
Source: RefSeq, a predicted model, not a curated record
AUGCCAUCGGACCACCCGAGUACACCGGAGAAAGACCACCCUGGAUAUGACUACGAAGCAGACAAGCAAUGGUCGAACAAGCCGCUGACUCCGGCGCAAGUUCUGGUCAAUGACAUUCGCCUGGAGAAAUGGCGGCCAGAUCAUGGACCUCUGCUGGAAAUUCAUGAAAGGUCUGCCUCAACUAAAGUACCGGUCCAUGCCUCGGCGACACCUUCAGCUAGCUAUGUGAGAGCUGCAGACGCUGCGGGCAAUCCAAUUGAACAGCAGAAGUUCGCACAGCUCGAGGAACACUACGGGUGGAUCCGCCGUUUGAGACUACACCAGCAUCAGCGACAUGUGUACGACUCGGAGGAGAGUGCUAAGUGCAGAUGGAUACAUUGCUCCUCGAAGUUCCCGGAGUACGUAGGUGGUUUCUUAUGGGCCCUGUCGGAAGAUCUAACAACGAUCUCUUCGAAUCUCCAAGUGCUCAACAAUACGCUGCAACAGCAAACCCGGUUCUCGAAGCAUGGAAAGUGCUUCGCGCCCUUCUCGCAGCCUCUUCAGCCUGGCAACGGCAAGGAUGCUCCAUCGACAUACCCAAUGCUACUGUCUGUCCCCUUUCUCGACUGGAGCAUUCUGGGCGAGAAGCCGCCUCUUCGUUUCCAGAUCGACAAGAGAGAAGGCUUUCAAAGUGCUCGUACGGCAUCUCAUCUGCUGAGAUCCGUUCUGCAGCACUUCUUCCGGCUGGAGGAUACUGCUGACCGGGAAGCGUUCCAGGUAUUUGCCAAGCACAAGCCUUGGAGCACCAACCGCGAGUUGGAUCUCAAGGUGCGGCAAUGGUAUGGCCAUUACCCGUCAGCACUGAACGUCGACGAGCUGUGGGUGCUAGUGAUCGACCCUGAGCACAUUGUGACUUUCUCCAGCAACCAGACGUGGAAGUCUCGCUGGCCGCCUCUCCAACUGGUAUCUCGCAUAUCGGACGUGUCAUUCCGGAACAUCAGGAACGCUUUCUUCUCUUCAGAGGAGAAGCAGGAGUACACUUCGCUUACGCACGCUGUUGCUUGUCUGAGCGGAGCUGUUGGCAUGCUUCACAGAAACUUUUGGCCAGACAUGGUCCUCCCUUGUACCGAUCGAUAUGCUGGCUAUCUUGGCCACCUUCAAUACCGUUUGCACCGAGCAGCUAGCACGAAACUGGUCAUGGAUCUCAUUGCCUGUCAGGAAGAGCUUAAUAUCGUCAUACAGAUCACGCAGCAGCAGAUUGAUAUGAUCAACAACUUUCGCGACAUGCUCGACGAGAACAAGGAGGAUUCAGGCAGUACGGCACCCUCGCCAACCUCAGUCCGUCCAAGCUCCGGCAACAACUAUAACCCUUACGGCAACCUCUCCGAGCCACCCGGCCUCCACCAUCGCGUUACCUACAACGCCCGUACUAACUUCCGCCAUCUCUCGACUUCGAGCACCACCGAUCCGCUGGCUCAGGUCCUUGACAAUCUCGCCCGCGAGCUCACUGAUCUCCAAGAUCUGCGCGACAACACCGACCGCCUUGUCACCCGCACUAUCCAGCUCGUCAACAUCCGCCUUGAAGAUCACGGCAAGGCCAUCCUCGUCUUCACAGUCGUAACCAUCGUCUUCCUACCGCUGAACUUCGUCUCGUCGUUCUUCGGCAUGAACUUCAGCGAUAUUCGGGACAUGGCACAAACUCAGUGGUUGUUCUGGGCCGUAGCGAUCUGCGUCACCACUGCUGUCGUUGCGGCGAGUGUAUUCCUCGCGUUCUCCGGCGGUAGGAUAUUGGAGAAUAUCUUGAUGUGGCGAGAUCAGAGGAGGGAGAGGAGGCUUACCACGAAGACGGCACAGAAGCAAGCUGCCCGAGAGCUUGGCGAGAAAGGAUUCAGGGUGAAUGGUGUGGAGAGGAGUGGCGGUUUCAGCCAGCCUUGA